AUGGAGUCGAGGACAGAUCCUGUGCUAAUCUACGGAAGCAGCAAGCUCGCCGCGAAGCUCUUCGACUUUGCUUCUCUGGAGCCCUCUGCGCUGUCUUUCGGUGGGGCGAGGCCGCUUGGUGUGCUAACCUUCCUCUACCUCCAGUCGCUGCACGCCUUGCGACGAGUCCUGAACUUCCCAGCAGCAGGCGCUCGACCUCGUGAACCAUCCGAAUUCUGGCUUUCAUUCAGAGGUUACAACGCUUCACAGGAUGCUGAAGCCCAGGAGCGCCGCCGCUUCUUCACGUUUGCACCAAGGCUGUGCAUCGAGAUCGCCCACUCGGCGGAAGAGGCCGUGUCGCUGCUGCGGAAUUCGGUCGAGUCGUUGGCCUCGGCAGGCCUGCUCGCAGCGGCCUCGCCCAUCUCGCUGGCAAUACGACUCCGGGAGGGCUGCCAAGGUGCCUGGUCCAAUGAUGAGGCUCCGGAGGGCUGGUACCUGAGCUGGCUCCGGCAACGGUUUCGUUGCACAACGCUUUGCGGGAACGAGGUGAAUCCUUGCUGGGAAGAGCCAGGUCUUGGACUCCUGCUGCAGAGUUCAUGGCACGUGCUGCCCUUCCGGCCUGAAGAAGUGUGGUGGACCCUUGGUGAGGCGGCGGCGCUUUUGGUAGGCCAAAAUAGCGGCUGGCGGAUAACAGCUGUGUCGCUGAUGGAGAAGACGCUGCAAGGAGCUCAGGGUGCCUUGGGAGCUGGAGGCCGGGCCCUCAAAGCCCAGGGUCGGCCCAUGCACGAGUGGAACUCGGGCGACUGGAGGGACUUGGCGCUGACGGCUCCAGCAAUAUCCUCGAGCUGGAAUUUGACAGAGGCGCAAGGCAAACUGUUCGACAUGUACUGCCUCUUCGCGGCGACAACGAAUGGAGACAUGGCAACGUCCUGGUUCCAGCCACCGGAGGACCUGCGGCACUGCACUUCCAGCCUGCCGAGCCUUUGCGCACCGCAGUCCUGGUGGAAGGACUGGAGCGAAGACGUGUGGCUGCUUCCAACGCAAGCUUGGACUCGGACUAGGCCACCUCAAGGCGGCCGCAGCGUGGUGGCGCUUUUUGAGGGACUCUUCCAGCUCGCCGCAGGGUCCCGCUAUGACUCCUCACCGUCGGCACAGACAGCCUUGGGCAUACCGCCGUGCUACGCAUGCCAUCAGGUGCGUCCGCCAGCAUCUGCUGAAUUCACCCUGUACAUCACGGUGCUGGACGUCUUGGGCCCGUGCCGCGAGCUGUUCAGCAACACUUUCAUGGAUACCUUGGAGGCCUUGCAGCUUGCAUCGUUUCAGGGACCUCAGGUUGUACUUGUCGAGCCUUUCAUCUGCAAUGCAGUCUGGCAGCGCUAUGGAGAGCUGGAAGCGGCCGAGCUGCACGCCAAAGCAGCUGCAGAAGGACGCAAAUGGUCCAUCUACUCCAACUGGAAUUCGAAAACGGCUUGUGGCCUCCGCCACGGCAGCGUCACACCCUUUGGCGUGCUCUUUGACUGGCCAGCACUCAGCUCCUGGCUGCGGGAGGUCCGCGGCAUUCGGGGCCAGAUUUCCUGGGAAGAGUUCCUGCAGCGGACAGGAAGCACUCUGGACGUGCUGGCCAUGCAAGCCGACCACCCCAACGAAGGCCAAAAGCUGCAUUGUGGCGAUUCGGACCAGCCAAUGCAGUUGCGUUUCUACCAGUCCGACUUGAACAUUCAGCGCCGCGUUUGCGUGCGAGACACGAAGCACACCAGUGGCUUUGAGCUUCGCUUGCUGGAUGACGACCGGUUUGCAGAAACGGUGCAGACUGCUGUCGCAAAGGCAAAGUCAUCUGGCAAAACCUGGGCUUCUGUUGGGCUCUACUUUUACUGGAUCGAGGGUGCGGAGCGCGCACGCCUUCAUCCUGGUCGGCAUGGCUACAUGUCAGUGCACUCUUACUACACAUCGAUUUGGCGUGGACUUCGCUUCUCCCAGUGGGUUUUUCAGAGGGCCGGAGAGGUGGCUCGGAAGCUGAAGCUCCGUGCUGGAAGGUCUCUCGGGUCUUUCUCGGGACGACUUCCAUACAUGGCGGCCCACUGGCGGAAGGGUGACUGGUUCCUCGGGCCUCACCCGCGGAAGCUUGAGCAGGCUGCGCUCGCAGAGGUGCCAAAGUUUGCAUCGAUACUGCGGGAGCACCUACACCGGCGUGGCCUCACAAGGCUUUUCCUCAUGACGAAUGCUCCAGCAAACAGCAAGGCUGUCAAAGACCUAGCCCGCGAACUUGCGGGCACAGCUGAGCUGAUGUUGGCGCCGCCCCUUUUGGGGGACGAGAACAGCCUGCGGCAGCUCUGCGUCGAGAUGGCCCUCGCGGCAGCUGCCGACUUUUUCAUUGCCUUUGGGGACGGGCUAAUCCGUGGCCACGUCUCAAUGCCAUCGAUGCUGGUAUUGCAGAUGAGGUUGCACGCCGAGUCCUGGCCGCUGCAAUCGCAUGCAUUCUCCUUUGCUUCUCCUGGCCGCUUUGGUGAGGACUGGCUAGGCCUCUGA
This is a messenger RNA of Symbiodinium natans, 2505 nucleotides long. Lineage: Eukaryota; Dinophyceae; Suessiales; Symbiodiniaceae. The record is from the annotation of a GenBank genome assembly.